AUGACCACAGCACCCAUUAGCAAUAGUGCUAUUAGCGGUAUAGACCUUGAACACUCAUUCACAGCAGCAGCACCUCGUGUAGAAGAUAGAGAAUCUUCCGCUUAUAAAGAAAGACAUAAAGUGCUUCGUUUACUGUACGAUGUGCUAAAAUAUCCAGAGGACUAUUGUAGACGUCGUUAUACGGACCAAAUAUUGGACGCUAGAGACGACUAUGGGAUGGUUCCUCUAAAACUGCUACAUAACAAAAUAGAUAAAAUAAGAGACUAUCCAUACCAAUAUUUGCAAUACUGUUUACAGCAUGUCGAUGCCGAUCAUAGUUACCACGACAAUUUUGUCGUGAACUCUGAUUUAACUGAAGUUGGAUUAAAAUCAGACAGACGACAUUUCGAAACAGAUCCUUAUGGGUACUACACGGAUGGCAGCGUAGAUGAGGAUGAUUCUAUACAAAAAGGCGUAAAAGCCGCUGAGAAGCCUAAAUCAGAUACUACACCCUCCAAGAGACUUGGCGAUGCGAAAAAAAGUGAAUCAUUGAAAAACCGGAAGAAACAACGCAUGGCCGAAGUGGAGCCUGUCAUUUUUAAGGAUGGGACCUUUUAUGCGGAUUACGAACAUCGACAAUUUUUCGCAAAGUGUGUUUCUAAGGAAAGAGACGGAGGAUUAUCGUUAAAGCAGAUUUAUGACUUUGACGUAAUAUCAGAUAUAGCUGCCUUAGGAUCAAGCAAUCCAUUUUCAGUGAGGAUGAGAAAAAAAAUGCUCAUACCAAAGAAGAUAUGCUUUAAUUGCGGAAAGCCCAAUCACGAAGUAAGAGAUUGCCCAGAACCUAGAGACGCUGAAUCUAUCAGAACCAACGCUUUCCAACGGAAAUACGAUGCUUUUCUUAAACAAACUAUGGACAGGCGGCUACACGAAUUCCUUGAAUUGCAGCAAAUAGCGAGCAAAAUGGAACCAGGGAAGUUAUCAGAUGAACUUAAAAGAGCCCUGGGCAUGGAUCAAACAGAAAGUGAGCCGCCUUAUUACGUCAAUAUGCGUAAAUAUGGGUAUCCACCAGGCUAUCUCAAGCGUAUUAAGGCAUCUGGUAGCGAAGUCUCUUCAGAUGACGAAGAGGAUGAGCACGAGAUCAAGAUAUUUGCGAAUGAAGAAGAUUACCUUGAAGGGGAAAAUGCAGAAGCCAAACAGACCGCUAAGACAUCUAAAUCAUCAAUAUCAUCAUCAACAUCGCUACAACAGCAGCAAUAUAGUUAUAUCCAAACUGUUACAUAUCCAGGAUUAUACCCUGACACUACAUAUGACAAUACUUAUCACACCUUCAACAAUUAUCAGAAUCAAUAUGCAUAUUAUGGUAUACCGUCUUAUGACCAAAGGAAUGAAUAUCAAUACCAGCAGCAAUAUCAUUAUACUUUACAAGAGGCUCCCAAUGGUACCGUAGAGCUUUCUUACUCAGCACCCUAUCAAGGAGCAGUAGUGCUACAAGAUUCCAUACCUCAAAACGAUAACCAAAUUGAUAAAGUCGAUGAAGGCAUAGUAAUUGAAGAUGACCAGUCAGAAGAUAUGGUAAUAGAUGAUGAUUCUUCAGCUGAAGAAUCAUCAUAA
This is a messenger RNA of Mycotypha africana, 1590 nucleotides long. RefSeq lists its product as uncharacterized. The transcript is spliced from 2 exons. The record is from RefSeq and is a predicted model, not a curated record. Gene Ontology annotation, molecular function: RNA binding; zinc ion binding. NCBI's taxonomy places the organism in Eukaryota, Fungi, Mucoromycota, Mucoromycetes, Mucorales, Mycotyphaceae. Gene Ontology annotation, cellular component: catalytic step 2 spliceosome. The coding region runs from base 1 to 1590 and encodes 529 amino acids.